This is a messenger RNA of Magallana angulata, 895 nucleotides long. RefSeq lists its product as uncharacterized. Gene Ontology annotation, molecular function: protein binding. The transcript is spliced from 2 exons. Bases 77 to 895 code for a protein of 272 amino acids. Lineage: Eukaryota; Metazoa; Mollusca; Bivalvia; Ostreida; Ostreidae. The record is from RefSeq and is a predicted model, not a curated record.
UAAGCGAGCAUUUAAAGAUCUCUAACUGCAGCCAAAUUAUUGAUACCCCGUAAGCAAUUUUACAAUUCUAAAAAAAAUGGCGACUGCUGAAGAAAUGGAACCUAUGCUAGAAUUGCAGGAAAAGCCCAUCGAAUGCAAGGGACUCGAGUAUUUUGCUUAUGACAAAGAGACAACUGAUGUCGUUUUCUGCGUUGAAGACAAACGAUUACAUCUUUCUCGAGGGGUUUUAAUGCAGGCUUCUCCAGUUUUCAGAAAAAUGCUGACCUCUAACGGGAAAGAAAACCAGAAUGAAGUUACUCUUCCUGAUAAAUCUUACAGGGAGGUUGUUCUUUUCCUUCGAUGUGUCUGUCCUAUGGAAUAUGUUAAAUUGGAUGAAGGGAUCAUUGAUAUGGUUUUGCCAUUGGCCAAAGAAUUUCAAGUCAACUCACUACUGCAUAAAUGUGAGGACUGGCUAUUGACUGAAAUCGAGUUCAUUGUUGGUGAAGUUAUUGGGCAUGUGAAGGAGACGCAAACGAAAGUAGAAUUUUUUGCAAAAUGUCUGCUUUAUGGGACAAAAAAUGAAUUGGAUAUUCUGUAUCAUCGGGCUUUUGAAUUACUUGUACCAUACAAUCUGAUUAGAUAUCAAAAUACAAAAUUCUACAAGUUCUUGCCCGAUAACGUUAAAUGGCAGCUUUUAGAGGCUCGAUUGGUAAAAAUCGAAAGAACCCAGUUCAUUGGUGAUGGAUCCUUCCCAAAAGAGAAAACAGAUGAUGCUACAUGUACUAAAGAUGAUGAUCAAAAGAAAAAGGAAAGUAGGGAUAUAAAAAUACCGGUAAUACAUGAAGCGAAAAAUCAUACCCCUCUGCAGGAGAAACCACAGUAUAGAACCAAACAGAACUACCGUGAAGUGAAGUGA